AGCUCCUAGCCCAUUGUGAUAGAAAGUAGAAACUGAAGUUCUCGUCUUAUACUUCUAUUUCUUAGAGAGAGAGAGAGAGAGAGUGAGUGUUUUCGGCUGCUCCAAGCCAGAUAUAUAUAUAUAUAUAUAGAGAGAGAGAGAGAGAGAGAGAGAAAGAAAACUCCAGAACCAGAAAGAGGAACUUCAAAGCUUAUCUCUACUGAGAUACAGAGUCCCAAAAAAUCAAUGGGCGAGGAAGAAAAGAAACCAACAGAGGAAAAGAAAAUGGAGGAGAAGCCGGAGGAAGGGAAGAAGGCGGAGGAAGAGAAGAAGGAAAAGAAAGAAGAAGACAAAAAGCCAGAGAAACCGGCCGCGGAGGAAAAGAAAGAAGAGAAAAAGGCAGAAGAAUCGAAAGAAGACACGGCUCCUCCUCCUCCACCGCCGCCGCAGGAAAUCGUCCUCAAGGUCUACAUGCAUUGCGAGGGAUGCGCCCGCAAGGUCCGCAGGUGCCUCAAAGGCUUUGAAGGGGUUGAAGAUGUGAUGACGGAUUGCAAGACCAACAAAGUGGUGGUGAAGGGAGAGAAGGCGGAUCCAUUGAAGGUGCUGGACAGAGUUCAGAGGAAGAGUCACCGGCAGGUGGAGUUGUUGUCUCCCAUCCCCAAACCGCCGGCGGAGGAGGAGAAGAAGCCUGAGGAGAAAGAGAAACCCAAAGUUGAAGAAAAGAAAGAAGAGCCUCCUGUGGUGACAGUAGUGCUAAAGGUUCACAUGCAUUGCGAGGCUUGUGCAAUGGAGAUCAAGAAACGGAUUCAAAGAAUGAAAGGAGUGGAAUCUGCAGACCCAGAUCUGAAAAACUCCCAGGUAACAGUGAAAGGAGUUUUUGAUCCUCCAAAACUGGUUGAGUACGUUUACAAGAGGACCGGCAAGCACGCCGCGAUCGUGAAGCAGGAACCACCGCCGGCAGAGAAGAAAGAGGAAGACAAAGGAAAAGAAGACAAGAAAGGCGAGGAAGGUGGCGAGAAAGAAAACAAAGGUGGCGAUGGCGGGGGCGGUGGUGGAGAAGGCGAAGGAGAGAAGAAAGAGAAGAAGGAAGGUGAAGAUCAGAAAGGUGAAGGCAAAGGUGGAGAAGAAGCAGCGGCCGCCAUAGAAGAAACUAAAGUUGUGGAACUGAAGAAAAAUGAAUACUUGUACUACAUCCCACAGACACAGAGGUAUGCCAUGGACAUGUACCCACUACAUCCAUACCCAUACCCACCUCAGAUCUUCAGUGAUGAGAACCCUAACGCCUGUUCUGUCAUGUAAAAAGAUGGUGAAGUGAAGGGCAAUAUAGGAAAUAGAAAAAUAUCCAAAUAGUGGGAGUUGGAUCUCUCUCUGUCCUGCUCUGCAUGUGCUUCUGUACUCUGUGUAGUUCUUGCUAUAAAGUAUAAUCUACAGAUAAACUGUAGAAUUUUGUGAGA
Molecule: messenger RNA, 1433 nt
Organism: Carica papaya (papaya)
Lineage: Eukaryota; Viridiplantae; Streptophyta; Magnoliopsida; Brassicales; Caricaceae
Gene: FP3
Product: farnesylated protein 3
Molecular function (GO): metal ion binding
Source: RefSeq, a predicted model, not a curated record